Molecule: messenger RNA, 2056 nt
Organism: Neogale vison (American mink)
Lineage: Eukaryota; Metazoa; Chordata; Mammalia; Carnivora; Mustelidae
Gene: NEUROD2
Product: neuronal differentiation 2
Exons: 1
Coding region: 1-1152 (383 amino acids)
Biological process (GO): nervous system development; regulation of DNA-templated transcription
Molecular function (GO): protein dimerization activity
Source: RefSeq, a predicted model, not a curated record
AUGCUGACCCGCCUGUUCAGCGAGCCCGGUCUCCUCUCGGACGUGCCCAAGUUCGCCAGCUGGGGCGACGGCGACGACGACGAGCCGAGGAGCGACAAGGGCGACGCGCCGCCGCCGCCGCCGCCGCCUCCGCCGGGGCCCGGGGCUCCGGGGCCCGCCCGGGCUGCCAAGCCAGUCCCUCUCCGUGCAGACGAGGUGCCGGAGGCCGCGCUGGCCGAGGUCAAGGAGGAAGGCGAGCUGGGGGGCGAGGAGGAGGAGGAAGAGGAGGAGGAGGAAGGGCUGGACGAGGCAGAGGGCGAGCGGCCCAAGAAGCGCGGGCCCAAGAAGCGCAAGAUGACCAAGGCGCGCCUGGAGCGCUCCAAGCUGCGGCGGCAGAAGGCGAACGCGCGGGAGCGCAACCGCAUGCACGACCUGAACGCGGCGCUGGACAACCUGCGGAAGGUGGUGCCCUGCUACUCCAAGACGCAGAAGCUGUCCAAGAUCGAGACCUUGCGCCUGGCCAAGAACUACAUCUGGGCGCUCUCGGAGAUCCUGCGCUCCGGCAAGCGGCCCGACCUGGUGUCCUACGUGCAGACGCUGUGCAAGGGUCUGUCGCAGCCCACCACCAACCUGGUGGCCGGCUGCCUGCAGCUCAACUCGCGCAACUUCCUCACGGAGCAGGGCGCCGACGGCACGGGCCGCUUCCACGGCUCGGGUGGCCCGUUCGCCAUGCACCCCUACCCGUACCCGUGCUCGCGCCUGGCGGGCGCACAGUGCCAGGCGGCGGGCGGCCUGGGCGGCGGAGCGGCGCACGCCCUGCGGACCCACGGCUACUGCGCCGCCUACGAGACGCUGUAUGCGGCUGCGGGCGGCGGCGGCGCGAGCCCGGACUACAACAGCUCCGAGUACGAGGGCCCGCUAAGCCCCCCGCUCUGUCUCAAUGGCAACUUCUCACUCAAGCAGGACUCGUCGCCCGACCACGAGAAGAGCUACCAUUAUUCUAUGCACUACUCGGCGCUGCCCGGCUCGCGGCCCACGGGCCACGGGCUGGUCUUCGGCUCGUCGGCUGUGCGCGGGGGCGUCCACUCGGAGAAUCUCUUGUCUUACGAUAUGCACCUUCACCACGACCGGGGCCCCAUGUACGAGGAGCUCAAUGCGUUUUUCCAUAACUGAGACCUCGCGCCUGCCCCUUUCUUUUUCUUUUGCCUUUGCCCUCACCCCUGCCCCCAGCCCCCCUCCCAGCGCAAGGGGACCCCCACCUAUCCUGGCGCCGGGCGCGGGGAGCGGGCCGCCGCCGGUACUGACCCUCUCUAGGGCAGUGCAGUCCUCUUACCUGUGGGUGGCCCGUCCCAGGGGCCUCGCUUCCCCCAGGGGACUCGCCUUCUCUCUCCCCAAGGGGUUUCCUCCUCUUUCCCAGGGGUGGUUCUCCAGGGACCCAUCUUUGGGCACUCCCUAGAGACCACCCCACAUUUCCUAAUCCCUACACCUAGGUUUCCUCCUCCCCUUCCCCCCUGCAGGCCCAAAGGCAUUGGCAAGGGGGCAGCUGAGCUGUGGGAUACUGUUUUCCCCCUAUUGUUGUUGUCGUUGUUGUUAUUAUUAUUAUUAUCAUCAUCGUUAUUAUUAUCAUUAUUAUUAUUAUCAUAACAGACACCGAGCUGCCGAGGCAGAAAGGAGCCGGGCGCCCCCUCUUUCUUGAAGAGGGCAUAAGUCAGGGCGCCCGAGUCUGGACCUGGAACGCCCUCGCCCCAACCCCUAGUCUCAGCGUUUUGUGAGUUUAAUUUUGGCGGGAGGAAGUGUGGAUUGAGAGGAAAGAGAGAGGCCAAGACAAUUUGUAACUAGAAUCCGUUUUUCCCUUUUCCUUUUUUUAAACAAACAAACAUACAAAAAAAAAAAAAAAAAAAAAGCUGAGAGGCGACGGAGGCCGAACGCAGAGUCCGGAUCGGAGAGAAAACGCAGUAAGAACUUUUAGAAGCAAUAAAAGGCAAAAAAUACUACUACCAAUAAUAAAAAGACACAAAUAUCUAUGCAAGGAGGUUCUGACAGAGCCUAGCGGCCCGGCCCGGCUCCGGGAUGCCCC